AAAGUAAAUAACAUUAUGAUGUGUAGUAUGUGUUGUUUUUUUUUGAGUUUUAAAUUACCAACCUUAAUUUAUGCUUGUCAUUUAACGGAGCAUAAAUAUAAAAAAAAUAAUCAACUACCACAAACGGUAUUACAAGAUAAAUAAAUAAAUAAAUAAAUUAUAGUGUUCUACAUGUAACUACACAAAACUGCAAUCUUAGUAACAAUAGCAACAAUUUUUAUCAAACAAUAAAUGUUAAUAGAAAAUGAUAAGACCAGCUUAUACAGUAUACAGAUAAAUGUAAUAAAAUGUAAAUUAACUAUGUACAUUAAACAAAACAAAAAUAAAAAGAAAAAGGGGUUAUAUGUGCAAACGGUAAUCGCUGCUCACUGUAAUCAUGAAAUUGUGAAAUUUUGACGUACUUGUAUUGCUGCAAUACUUUUACUGAUCAUUACAUAUAUUUCUAAAUGAUAAAUUAUUUUACAGACAAAAUGGAGAAGUGUUGGUUGUGUCCAAAAGAGUUCAAUAGUCGAACUGACUUGUACAACCAUGUGAUAUCAAAGGAACACAGAAGGCAGUCUGUGUAUUGCCCAUGGUGCCCAACUGAAAAGACAUUCACAAGAGUGACUGAUCUGAAUAAACAUUGCAACAGCAGACAUUUUGUAGAAGUUAAUUGUUUGCCAAAAAUGUUUCUAAGUCUGAAUAACUGUUUUUAUUUUGCGGUAUACCCUCAAGACUAUGCCAGACUAAUAAAGCCACAACUGUUUGAGUCCUCCAUUGCUAUGGAUGCAAGGAGGAUAAUGAUGCAAUGGGUGGAAAAACAGCAUUUCAACCCGGCUCUGAGGGACAACAUAAGAAAAGGUUGGAAAGCUGGGUUGCAAAGUAGAAUAAAUGAACUUGAAAAUGGCAAAGAGGAGAAAGAAAACAAAAAGAGAAAGAGGGAAGCUGAAGAGGUUAAACCAAGCACAGAAGUUAAAGAAAUAUACAGCAACACAAUUACCAAUGACACAAAAAGACCAAAACAUGCAUUCCAAACAAAAUGA
Molecule: messenger RNA, 1022 nt
Organism: Ruditapes philippinarum (Manila clam)
Lineage: Eukaryota; Metazoa; Mollusca; Bivalvia; Venerida; Veneridae
Exons: 1
Coding region: 447-1022 (191 amino acids)
Source: RefSeq, a predicted model, not a curated record